Zalophus californianus (California sea lion) is the source of this 19132-nucleotide messenger RNA. It is a transcript of the gene AHNAK, whose product is annotated as AHNAK nucleoprotein. Gene Ontology annotation, cellular component: cytoplasm; nucleus. Bases 258 to 18287 code for a protein of 6009 amino acids. Gene Ontology annotation, biological process: regulation of RNA splicing. The transcript has 5 exons. The record is from RefSeq and is a predicted model, not a curated record. Gene Ontology annotation, molecular function: protein binding. NCBI's taxonomy places the organism in Eukaryota, Metazoa, Chordata, Mammalia, Carnivora, Otariidae.
CGCGGGGGCCCGGCCACUCGGAGCAGCUCCGCCGCGGGGACUGCACCGCCCGCCCUGCCGGACCCGCCCCGACCGGGGCUCGCCGCCUGCAGCAGCCGCAGCACCGCGACCUGGGGCCCCGCGCGGGCUAUGGCUGUGCCCGGGGGCUGAGCGCGCAGGCUGUGUGACCGAGAUUCCUGACGAGAGAGACUGAGAAGAGAGGCAGGAGGGGCGGGCUCCUGGCAAGGCAUCCGCUCCUGAACUGAGUCCUGCAAAAGAUGGAGAAGGAAGAAGACACGACCCGGGAGCUGCUGCUGCCCAACUGGCAGGGCAGCGGCUCCCAUGGGCUGACCAUCGCCCAGAGGGACGACGGCGUCUUUGUGCAGGAGGUGAUGCAGAACUCCCCUGCGGCCCGCACUGGGGUGGUCAAGGAGGGGGACCAGAUUGUGGGUGCCACCAUCUACUUUGACAACCUGCAGUCAGGCGAGGUGACCCAGCUGCUGAACACCAUGGGGCACCACACUGUGGGCCUGAAGCUGCAUCGCAAGGGGGACCGCUCCCCUGAGCCUGGCCAGACCUGGGCCCACGAAGUCUUCAGCUCCCGAAGCUCUGAGGUGGUUCUGAGCGGGGAUGAUGAGGACUACCAGCGCAUCUACACCACGAAGAUCAAGCCUCGGCUGAGGUCAGAGGAUGGACUAGAAGGGGACCCUGGGGAGACCCAGAGCCGCACCAUCACGGUGACUAGAAGGGUCACGGCCUACACUGUCGACGUGACAGGCCGCGAGGGAACCAGGGAGAUUGAUAUCAGCAGCCCAGAGUUCAAGAUCAAGAUUCCACGGCAUGAACUGACGGAAAUCUCCACUGUGGAUGUGGACACCCACUCUGGCCAGACAGUGAUCAGACUGCCCUCGGGCCCGGGGGCAGUGUCUCCUACCACGGGCUCUGUUGUGGACAUCCGAGCGGGGUCCGUUUCCGCUUCAGGACCAGAGCUCCAAGGUGCUGGCCACUCGAAGCUCCAGGUCACCGUGCCUGGGAUAAAGGUGGGGAGCCCAGGCAUCAAUGUCACUGCAAAAGGCUUGAACUUGGGUGGCAAAAGAGGGGUCCAAGUUCCAGGAGUGGACAUCUCGUCUUCUCUUGGGGGUGGGGCAGUGGAGGUGCAGGACCCGUCUCUGGAGAGUGGCAGUAAUGGGAAAAUUAAAAUUCCCACUAUGAAGGUGCCAAAAUUCGGUGUGUCAACAGUGCCUGAGGGCCAGGCACCAGUGGCAGGGCUGAGCGUUUCUGUACCUGAAUUCUCUGUGGAGCACAAGGGUGGCCAGCCAGGCCUGACCAUUGGCGGGAACAUCCAGACCCCUCAGCUAGAAGUCAGUGCUCCUUCUGCCAAUAUUGAGGGGUGCGAGGGGAAGCUGAAGGGCCCCCAGAUCACUGGGCCAUCCCUUGAGAGUAACUUAGGCCUGAAAGGUGCCAAGCCACAGGGGAGCAUAGGGGUGGACAUCUCGGGGCCCAAAAUUGAGGGCACUCUCAGUGGCUCCAGUGUGGAAGUUCAAGCCCCUGACGUUGAUAUUCAUGGGCCUGGGGGCAAACUGAAUAUGCCCAAGGUGAAAGUUCCCAAAUUCUCUGUAUCAGGUUCUAAGGGAGGGGGAGCUGGCGUUGAUGUGGCACUGCCCACAGGUGAAGUGACUCUUCCUGGGAUCUCUGGGGACGUCAGCCUGCCUGAAGUUGCUGCUGGGGGGCUGGAAGGGAAGGUGAAGGGUACGAAAGUCAAGACUCCUGAAAUGAGCAUACAGAAACCUAAAAUCUCCAUGCAGGAUGUGGAUCUGAGCCUUGGAUCCCCUAAACUGAAGGGAGAUAUUAAGGUUUCAGUGCCUGGGGUGCAAGGUGAUGUUAAAGGCCCUCAAGUGGCAGUUAAAGGCUCCAAAGUGGACAUAGAGACACCUAGCCUUGAGGGGACCUCGACGGGACCCACGCUUAGUAGUCCUUCUGGGAAAACAGGAAUGUGCAGGAUCUCUAUGGCAGAUGUAGAUCUCAAUGUGGCUGCACCUAAAGUGAAAGGGGGUGUAGAUGUCACACUCCCCAAAGUAGAAGGGAAAGCCAAAGUCCCUGAAGUGGAUGUCAAAGGCCCCAAAGUGGAUGUCAGUGCCCCAGGUGUGGAAGUUCAUGGCCCAGAAUGGAACCUGAAAAUGCCCAAGUUCAGCCCUCCAGGAGUUGAAGGGGAAGGCCCAGCUGUAGAUGUGAAACUACCCAAAGAUAUCAGUAUUUUGGGGCCCAAGGUCAAUUUGGAGGCCCCAAGUGUGAACAUAGGGGGCCUGGGAGGCAAACUUAAAGGCCCUGAUAUUAAGCUGCCUGAAGUGAGUGUCAAGACACCAAAGAUCUCCAUACCUGAUGUCGAUUUGCAUGUUAAAGGCACAAAGGUAAAAGGAGAGUAUGAUGUAACAGUCCCAAAACUUGAAGGGGAACUGAAAGGCCCCAAAGUGGGCCUUGAUGCCCCAGAUGUGGAUGUUCAGGGCCCAGACUGGCAUCUUAAGAUGCCCAAGAUGAAAAUGCCCAAAUUCAGUGUGCCAGGGUUCAAAGCAGAGGGCCCAGAAGUGGAUGUGAACCUGCCCAAGGCUGAUGUGGACAUUUCUGGGCACAAGGUAGAUGUUAGUGCUCCAGAUGCGAGCAUUGAGGGACCAGAAGGUAAACUGAAAGGACCUAAGUUUAAGAUACCUGAGAUGAAUAUCAAAGCCCCAAAGAUCUCCAUGCCAGAUGUGGACUUACAUUUGAAAGGCCCUAAAGUAAAAGGAGAAUACGAUGUCACAGUGCCAAAAGUGGAAGGUGAGAUUAAAGUUCCUGACGUUGAACUUAAAAGUGCCAAAGUGGAUAUCGAUGUUCCAGAUGUUGAUGUUCACGGCCCAGACUGGCACCUGAAGAUGCCCAAAAUGAAAAUGCCCAAGUUCAGCAUGCCUGGCUUCAAAGCAGAGGGCCCAGAAGUGGAUGUGAACCUGCCCAAGACUGACAUUGACAUCUCUGGACCCACGGUGGACGUUGAAGUUCCAGAUGUGAACAUUGAAGGACCUGAAGGAAAGCUGAAAGGUCCCAAGUUUAAGAUGCCUGAGAUGAAUAUCAAGGCCCCUAAGAUCUCUGUGCCUGAUGUGGAUUUGCAUGUGAAAGGUCCCAAGGUAAAGGGAGAAUAUGAUGUUAUGGUGCCAAAGAUGGAAGGGGAACUCAAAGGGCCAAAAGUAGACGUCAGUGCCCCAGAUUUUGAAGUUCAUGGUCCUGAAUGGAACCUAAAGAUGCCCAAGAUGAAAAUGCCCAAAUUUACCAUGCCCAGCCUCAAAGGGGAGGGCCCAGAAGUGGAUGUGAACCUGCCCAAGGCUGAUGUGGACAUUUCUGCACCCAAGGUAGAUAUUAGUGCUCCAGAUUUGAGCCUCGAAGGACCAGAAGGAAAGUUGAAAGGCCCCAAGUUUAAGAUGCCUGAGAUGCACUUCAAGGCUCCUAAGAUGACUCUGCCAGAUGUUGACUUGGAUCUUAAAGGACCCAAAAUGAAAGGCAAUCUAGAUAUGUCAGUACCAAAAAUAGAAGGUGAGAUGAAAGUUCCAGAUGUGGACAUCAAAGUACCCAAGGUAGACGUUAAAGCACCAGAUGUGGAAGUCCAAGGUGCAGACUGGAGCCUGAAAAUGCCCAAGAUGAAAAUGCCCAAGUUCAGCAUGCCCGGCUUGAAAGGCGAGGGCCCAGAUGUGGAUGUGAACCUGCCCAAGGCUGACGUUGACUUCUCUGGACCCAAAGUUGACAUUGAAGCCCCAGAUGUGAGCCUGGAAGGUCCGGAAGGGAAGCUGAAGGGCCCCAAGUUUAAGAUGCCUGAGAUGCACUUCAAGACCCCCAAGAUCUCCAUGCCUGACGUGGACUUACACUUGAAAGGUCCUAAGGUGAAGGGGGAUGUGGACGUGUCUGUGCCCAAGUUAGAAGGUGAAAUGAAAGUGCCAGAUGUGGACAUCAAAGGACCCAAAGUGGACGUCGAUGUCCCAGAUGUGGACAUUCACGGCCCAGACUGGAACUUGAAAAUGCCCAAGAUGAAAAUGCCCAAAUUUAGCAUGCCUGGCUUCAAAGGUGAGGGCCCAGAAGUGGAUGUGAACGUGCCCAAGGCUGACAUUGACAUCUCUGGACCCAAAGUGGACAUUGAAGCCCCAGAUGUCAACAUUGAAGGACCGGAAGGAAAGCUGAAAGGCCCCAAGUUUAAGAUGCCUGAGAUGCACUUCAAGGCUCCCAAGAUCUCCAUGCCUGAUGUGAACUUGAAUCUUAAGGGGCCCAAACUAAAGGGAGAUAUGGAUGUGUCUGUGCCUGAUGUAGAAGGUGAAAUGAAAGUGCCAGAUGUGGACAUUAAAGGGCCCAAAGUUGACAUCAGUGCUCCAGAUGUGGAUGUUCAUGGCCCAGACUGGCACCUAAAGAUGCCCAAGGUGAAAAUGCCCAAGUUCAACAUGCCUGGCUUCAAAGGUGAGGGCCCAGAAGUGGAAGUGAACUUGCCCAAGGCCAACAUUGAUGUCUCAGGGCCCAAGGUGGAUGUUGAAGUUCCAGAUGUGAAUAUUGAUGGUCCAGAUGCAAAAGUAAAAGGUCCUAAAUUUAAGAUGCCAGAAAUGAAUAUAAAGCCUCAGAAGAUAUCCAUGCCAGAUGUUGGUUUGCAUUUGAAAGGUCCUAAAAUGAAAGGAGAUUAUGAUGUUACAAUUCCAAAAGUAGAAGGAGAGAUAAAAACUCCGGAUGUUGACAUCAAAGGUCCCAAAGUGGACAUUAAUGCACCAGAUGUGGGAGUUCAUGGCCCAGACUGGCAUCUAAAGAUGCCCAAAGUGAAAAUGCCCAAGUUCAGCAUGCCAGGCUUCAAAGGAGAGGGCCCAGAAGUGGAUGUAAACCUGCCAAAGGCUGAUAUUGAUGUCUCAGGUCCCAAGGUGGACAUUGAUGUUCCAGAUGUGAAUAUUGAAGGUCCAGAGGGGAAACUAAAGGGUCCCAAGUUCAAGAUGCCAAGCAUGAAUAUACAGACACAGAAAAUCUCUAUGCCUGAUGUUGGACUUAAUCUAAAAGCCCCUAAACUGAAAACUGAUGUAGAUGUUUCCCUUCCCAAAGUGGAAGGAGAGUUGAAAGGUCCUGAAAUUGACAUGAAGGCCCCGAAGAUGGAUGUGGAUGUUGGUGAUAUUGAUAUUGAAGGUCCAGAAGGGAAGCUGAAAGGUCCUAAGUUUAAGAUGCCAGACAUGCACUUCAAGACUCCCAAGAUCUCCAUGCCUGAUGUGGACUUACACUUGAAAGGCCCCAAAGUCAAAGGGGAUGCAGAUGUGUCUAUGCCGAAGAUAGAAGGUGAAAUGAAAGUGCCAGAUGUGGACAUCAAAGGGCCCAAAGUAGACAUCGAUGUCCCAGAUGUGGAUGUUCAUGGCCCAGACUGGCACCUGAAGAUGCCCAAGGUGAAAAUGCCCAAGUUCAGUAUGCCUGGCUUCAAAGGUGAGGGCCCAGAAGUGGAUGUGAACCUGCCCAAGGCUGACAUUAAUGUGUCUGGCCCCAAAGUGGACAUUGAUGCUCCUGAUUUGGAUAUAGAGGGACCAGAAGGAAAAUUAAAGGGCUCUAAAUUUAAGAUGCCUAAGUUGAAUAUCAAAGCUCCUAAGAUAUCCAUGCCAGAUGUGGACUUGAAUUUGAAGGGACCCAAAGUGAAAGGAGAAAUUGAUGCUUCUGCGCCUGAGCUAGAAGGUGAUCUCAGAGGUCCACAAGUUGAUAUCAAAGGUCCCAGUGUGGAUGUGGAGAUGCCUGAAGUCGAUCUGGAAUGUCCUGAUGCAAAGUUGAAAGGCCCUAAGUUUAAGAUGCCUGAGAUGCACUUCAAGACCCCCAAGAUCUCCAUGCCUGACGUGGACUUACACUUGAAAGGUCCUAAGGUGAAGGGGGAUGUGGACGUGUCUGUGCCCAAGUUAGAAGGUGAAAUGAAAGUGCCAGAUGUGGACAUCAAAGGACCCAAAGUGGACGUCGAUGUCCCAGAUGUGGACAUUCACGGCCCAGACUGGAACUUGAAAAUACCCAAGAUGAAAAUGCCCAAAUUUAGCAUGCCUGGCUUCAAAGGUGAGGGCCCAGAAGUGGAUGUGAACGUGCCCAAGGCUGACAUUGACAUCUCUGGACCCAAAGUGGACAUUGAAGCCCCAGAUGUCAACAUUGAAGGACCGGAAGGAAAGCUGAAAGGCCCCAAGUUUAAGAUGCCUGAGAUGCACUUCAAGGCUCCCAAGAUCUCCAUGCCUGAUGUGAACUUGAAUCUUAAGGGGCCCAAACUAAAGGGAGAUGUGGAUGUGUCUGUGCCAAAAUUGGAAGGAGAUUUGAAAGGCCCCAGUGUGGACGUGGAGAUGCCUGACGUUGAUCUAGAAUGUCCUGAUGCAAAGUUGAAAGGCCCUAAGUUUAAGAUGCCAGACAUGCACUUCAAGACUCCCAAGAUCUCCAUGCCUGAUGUGGACUUACACUUGAAAGGCCCCAAAGUGAAAGGGGAUGUGGAUGUGUCUGUGCCCAAGAUAGAAGGUGAAAUGAAAGUGCCAGAUGUGGACAUUAAAGGCCCCAAAAUAGACAUUGAUGCCCCAGAUGUGGACGUUCAUGGUCCAGACUGGCACCUGAAGAUGCCCAAGAUGAAAAUGCCCAAGUUCAGUAUGCCUGGCUUCAAAGGCGAGGGACCAGAUGUGGAUGUGAACCUGCCCAAGGCUGACAUUGACAUCUCUGGACCCAAGGUGGACAUCGAAGCCCCGGAUAUGAACAUUGAGGGUCCAGAAGGAAAACUGAAAGGCCCGAAGUUCAAGAUGCCUGAAAUGCACUUUCAUGCGCCUAAGAUCUCCAUGCCUGAUGUUGAUUUCAACUUAAAAGGGCCUAAAAUCAAAGGAGACUUUGAUGUUUCUGCCCCAAAGCUGGAGGGAGAGUUAAAGGGUCCAGAAGUGGAUGUCAGAGGCCCCAAAUUGGAUGUUGACAUGUCAGACAUAGCUGUGGAAGGUCCAGAUGGCAAAUGGAAAAGUCCUAAAUUUAAGAUGCCAGACAUGCACUUUAAAGCUCCCAAAAUCUCCAUGCCAGACGUUGAUCUACACUUAAAAAGUCCCAAGAUAAAGGGAGAGGUGGAUGUUGAUGUUCCCAAAUUGGAAGGUGACCUCAAAGGGCCAGACCUCAAAGGUGACAUCAGUGGGCCAGAUAUCGACAUUGAAGGACCAGAGGGCAAAUUGAAAGGUCCCAAGUUCAAGAUGCCUGACAUGCAUUUCAAAGCCCCAAAUGUUUCUAUGCCUGAUGUGGACCUAAAUUUGAAAGGACCAAAAAUCAAGGGGGAUGUUGAUGUGUCUGUGCCUGAGGUAGAAGGUAAAAUUAAAGUACCAGAUGUGAACAUCAAGGGUCCCAAAGUAGACAUAAAUGCUCCUGAUGUUCAUGGCCCAGACUGGCACCUGAAAAUGCCCAAAAUGAAAAUGCCCAAGUUCAGCAUGCCUGGUUUCAAAGCAGAGGGUCCAGAGGUAGACGUGAAUCUUCCCAAGGCUGACAUUGAUGUCUCAGGACCCAAAGUUGACAUUGAAGUCCCAGAUAUGAGCAUCGAGGGUCCAGAGGGAAAAAUCAAGGGGCCUAAAUUUAAGAUGCCAGAAAUGAACAUCAAAACUCCCAAGAUCUCCAUGCCAGAUGUGGAUUUACACUUGAAAAGUCCUAAGGUCAAAGGUGAUGUGGACAUUUCCCUGCCUAAGGUGGAAGGUGACCUAAAGGCCCCCAAAAUGGACAUUGAUGUCCCAGAUGUUGAUGUUCAGGGCCCAGACUGGCACCUGAAAAUGCCCAAGAUGAAAAUGCCCAAGUUCAGCAUGCCAGGCUUCAAAGGAGAAGGCCCAGAAGUGGACGUGAACCUGCCCAAGGCUGACAUGGACAUCUCAGGACCCAAGGUGGACAUUGAAGGCCCUGAUGUUAACAUUGAGGGUCCUGAGGGAAAGUUGAAAGGUCCUAAGUUCAAGAUGCCUGAGAUGAACAUCAAAGCCCCCAAGAUCUCCAUGCCUGACUUUGAUUUGCACCUGAAAGGUCCCAAGGUAAAGGGUGAUGUGGAUGUGUCUCUGCCCAAAGUGGAAGGUGACCUAAAGGCCCCUGAAGUUGACAUCAAGGGCCCCAAGGUGGAUGUGGAUGUCCCAGAUGUGGAUGUCCAUGGCCCAGACUGGCACCUGAAAAUGCCCAAGAUGAAAAUGCCCAAGUUCAGCAUGCCAGGCUUCAAAGGAGAGGACCCAGAAGUGGACGUGAACCUGCCCAAAGCUGACAUUGAUGUCUCGGGACCCAAGGUGGACAUUGAAGGCCCUGAUGUUAACAUUGAGGGUCCUGAGGGAAAGUUGAAAGGUCCUAAGUUCAAGAUGCCUGAGAUGAACAUCAAAGCCCCCAAGAUCUCCAUGCCUGACUUUGAUUUGCACCUGAAAGGUCCCAAGGUCAAAGGAGAUGUGGAUGUGUCUCUGCCCAAAGUGGAAGGUGACCUAAAGGCCCCUGAAGUUGACAUCAAAGUCCCCAAGGUGGAUGUUAAUGUCCCAGAUGUGGAUGUUCAUGGUCCAGACUGGCACCUGAAGAUGCCCAAAAUGAAAAUGCCCAAAUUCAGCAUGCCUGGCUUCAAAGGAGAGGGCCCAGAAGUGGACGUGAACCUGCCCAAGGCUGACAUAGAUGUGUCAGGACCCAAAGUGGAUGUUGAAUGUCCUGAUGUGAAUAUUGAAGGACCUGAAGGAAAGUGGAAAAGUCCAAAGUUUAAGAUGCCUGAAAUGCAUUUGAAGACUCCAAAGAUAUCUAUGCCAGAUAUUGAUCUUAAUCUAACAGGUCCAAAAAUAAAAGGAGGUGUGGAUGUCACAGGUCCCAAGCUAGAGGGAGACUUGAAAGGCCCUGAAGUUGACCUCAAAGGCCCCAAAGUGGACAUUGAUGUCCCAGAUGUAGAUGUCCAUGGCCCAGACUGGCACCUGAAAAUGCCCAAGAUGAAAAUGCCCAAGUUCAGCAUGCCAGGCUUCAAAGGAGAAGGCCCAGAAGUGGACGUGAACCUGCCUAAGGCUGACAUUGAUGUGACUGGACCUAAGGUGGACAUUGAAGGCCCUGAUGUUAACAUUGAGGGUCCUGAGGGAAAGUUGAAAGGUCCUAAGUUCAAGAUGCCUGAGAUGAACAUCAAAGCCCCCAAGAUCUCCAUGCCUGACUUUGAUUUGCACCUGAAAGGUCCCAAGGUAAAGGGUGAUGUGGAUGUGUCUCUGCCCAAGGUGGAAGGUGACCUAAAGGCCCCUGAAGUUGACAUCAAGGGCCCCAAGGUGGAUGUGGAUGUCCCAGAUGUGGAUGUUCAUGGCCCAGACUGGCACCUGAAGAUGCCCAAGGUGAAAAUGCCCAAGUUCAGCAUGCCAGGCUUCAAAGGAGAGGGCCCAGAAGUGGAUGUGAACCUACCCAAGGCUGAUAUUGAUAUAUCAGGACCCAAGGUGGACAUUGAAGGCCCUGAUGUUAACAUUGAAGGACCGGAGGGAAAGUUGAAAGGUCCUAAGUUCAAGAUGCCUGAGAUGAACAUCAAAGCCCCCAAGAUCUCCAUGCCUGACUUUGAUUUGCACCUGAAAGGUCCCAAGGUAAAGGGUGAUGUGGAUGUGUCUCUGCCCAAAGUGGAAGGUGACCUGAAGGCCCCUGAAGUUGACAUCAAGGGCCCCAAGGUGGAUGUGGAUGUCCCAGAUGUGGAUGUCCAUGGCCCAGACUGGCACCUGAAGAUGCCUAAGGUGAAAAUGCCCAAGUUCAGCAUGCCAGGCUUCAAAGGAGAGGGCCCAGAAGUGGAUGUGAACCUACCCAAGGCUGAUAUUGAUAUAUCAGGACCCAAGGUGGACAUUGAAGGCCCUGAUGUUAACAUUGAAGGACCGGAGGGAAAGUUGAAAGGUCCUAAGUUCAGGAUGCCUGAGAUGAACAUCAAAGCCCCCAAGAUCUCCAUGCCAGACAUCGAUCUUAACCUGAAGGGCCCCAAAGUGAAGGGUGAUGUGGAUGUGUCUUUACCAAAAGUGGAAGGUGAGAUUACAGUUCCUGAAGUUGACAUCAAGGGCCCCAAAGUGGAUGUUGAUGUUCCAGAUGUGGAUGUUCAUGGCCCAGAUUGGCACCUGAAAAUGCCCAAGAUAAAAAUGCCCAAGAUCAGCAUGCCUGGCUUCAAAGGAGAAGGCCCAGAAGUGGAUGUGAACCUGCCCAAGGCUGACAUUGAUGUCUCAGGACCCAAGGUGGACAUUGAUGUUCCAGAUGUGAAUAUUGAAGGUCCAGAUGCAAAACUGAAGGGCCCCAAGUUCAAGAUGCCAGAGAUGAACAUCAAAGCUCCAAAGAUACCCAUGCCAGAUUUGGACCUUAAUCUUAAAGGCCCUAAGAUGAAAGGAGAGGUGGAUGUUUCCCUUCCAAAUGUAGAAGGUGAUGUGAAAGGGCCUACUCUUGACAUCAAGGGUCCAAAGAUAGAUGUAGAUGCUCCAGAUAUUGACAUUCAUGGCCCUGAAGGCAAAUUGAAAGGUCCCAAACUGAAGAUGCCAGACAUGCAUGUAAACAUGCCCAAGAUCUCCAUGCCAGAAAUUGACCUGAAUUUGAAAGGGACAAAGCUUAAGGGAGAUGUUGAUGUUUCUGGACCCAAGUUGGAAGGUGACAUUAAAGCUCCCAAGUUGGAUGUAAAGGGCCCAGAAGUGGACAUUUCUGGUCCUAAGGUCAAUCUUGAAGGCAAGUCAAAGAAAUCACGUUUUAAGCUUCCUAAAUUUAACUUUUCAGGCUCCAAAGUUCAGACACCUGAGGUGGAUGUCAAAGUUAAAAAGCCAGAUAUUGAUGUGACAGGUCCAAAAGUUGAUAUUAAUGCUCCUGAUGUUGAGGUCCAAGGGAAAGUGAAAGGAUCCAAGUUCAAAAUGCCUUUCCUGAGUAUUUCAUCUCCUAAAGUUUCUAUGCCUGAUGUGGAGUUAAAUCUGAAAGGUCCUAAAGUUAAAGGAGACUUAGAUGUUACAGCUCCUAAUUUAGAAGGUGACUUUAAAGGACCCAAAGUAGAUAUUAAAGCACCAGAAGUUCAUCUUGAUGCACCUGAUGUGGAUGUUCAUGGUCCAGAUUGGAAUUUGAAAAUGCCCAAAAUGAAAAUGCCCAAGUUUGGUGUGCCCGGCUUAAAAGCGGAAGGGCCGGAAAUGGCUGUGGAUCUGCCAAAAGGAGAUAUCAACAUAGAGGGUCCCAGAAUGGACAUUGAGGGUCCAGAAAUCAAUGUAGCAGGUGUAGAAGGAGGCUUAAAAGGUCCCAAACUCAAGAUGCCUGACAUGAAUAUCAAAACUCCCAAGAUCUCCAUGCCUGACAUUGAUUUAGACCUGAAGGGCCCCAAGGUGAAAGGUGAUAUGGAUGUUUCUCUGCCCAAAGUUGAAGGGGAUCUGAAAGGGCCAGAGAUGGAUAUCAAAGGGCCCAAAGUGGACAUUGAUGCCCCUGGUGUGGAUGUUCAUGGCCCAGACUGGCACCUAAAAAUGCCCAAGGUGAAAAUGCCCAAGUUCAGCAUGCCUGGCUUCAAAGGUGAAGGCCCAAAUAUGGAUGUUACCCUCCCUAAAGCUGACAUUGAUAUUUCUGGCCCCAAAGUGGACAUCGAUGCCCCAGAUGUGAGUAUUGAAGGUCCAGAUGCAAAACUGAAGGGCCCCAAGUUCAAGAUGCCUGAGAUGAACAUCAAAGCCCCCAAAAUCUCCAUGCCUGACCUUGAUCUGAACUUGAAGGGCCCCAAAAUAAAAGGUGAUGUGGAUAUGUCAUUGCCAAAAGUAGAAGGUGACCUGAAGGGCCCUGAGGUGGACAUAAAAGGCCCCAAAGUGGACAUCGACACUCCUGAUAUUAACAUUGAAGGCCCAGAGGGGAAACUGAAGGGGCCCAAAUUCAAGAUGCCAGAGAUGCACCUAAAGACUCCUAAGAUUUCCAUGCCUGAUAUUGAUUUAAACCUGAAAGGCCCUAAGGUGAAGGGUGAUGUGGAUGUUUCCCUUCCCAAGUUUGAAGGUGAUCUGAAAGGCUCUGAAGUGGACCUCAAAGGUCCCAAAGUGGGCAUUGAUGCCCCUGAUGUGGAUGUUCAUGGACCAGACUGGCACCUGAAAAUGCCCAAGGUGAAAAUGCCCAAGUUCGGCAUGCCUGGCUUCAAAGGAGAGGGCCCAGAAGUGGAUGUGAACCUGCCCAAAGCUGACAUUGAUGUGACUGGACCUAAGGUGGACAUUGAAGGCCCUGAUGUUAACGUUGAGGGUCCUGAGGGAAAGUUGAAAGGUCCUAAGUUCAAGAUGCCUGAGAUGAACAUCAAAGCCCCGAAGAUCUCCAUGCCUGACUUUGAUUUGCACCUGAAAGGCCCCAAGGUCAAAGGAGAUGUGGAUGUUUCCCUGCCUAAGCUGGAAGGUGACCUAACAGGCCCUGAAGUUGACAUCAAGGGCCCCAAGGUGGAUGUUGAUGUCCCAGAUGUGGAUGUCCAUGGCCCAGACUGGCACCUGAAAAUGCCCAAAAUAAAAAUGCCCAAGAUCAGCAUGCCUGGCCUCAAAGGAGAGGGCCCAGAAGUGGACGUGAACCUGCCCAAAGCUGACAUUGAUGUCUCAGGACCCAAGGUGGACAUUGAUGUUCCAGAUGUGAAUAUCGAAGGUCCAGAUGCAAAACUGAAGGGCCCCAAGUUCAAGAUGCCUGAGAUGAACAUCAAAGCCCCCAAGAUCUCUAUGCCUGACUUUGAUUUGCACCUGAAAGGUCCUAAGAUGAAAGGAGAUGUGGAUGUUUCUCUGCCUAAAGUGGAAGGUGACCUGAAGGCCCCUGAAGUUGACAUCAAAGGGCCCAAAGUGGACAUUGAUGUCCCUGAUGUGGACGUUCAUGGUCCAGACUGGCACCUGAAGAUGCCCAAGGUGAAAAUGCCCAAGUUCAGCAUGCCUGGCUUCAAAGGCGAGGGCCCAGAUGUGGAUGUGAACCUGCCCAAAGCUGACAUUGACAUCUCAGGACCCAAGGUGGACAUAGACGCUCCUGAUGUUGACAUUCAUGGCCCAGAAGGGAAACUGAAGGGUCCCAAGUUUAAAAUGCCUGACCUGCACCUCAAGACACCCAAGAUCUCCAUGCCUGAAGUGGACCUGAAUCUGAAGGGUCCCAAGGUAAAGGGUGAUGUGGAUGUGUCUCUGCCCAAAGUGGAAGGUGACCUAAAGGCCCCUGAAGUUGACAUCAAGGGCCCCGAAGUGGACAUCGACGUCCCAGAUGUGGAUGUUCAUGGCCCAGACUGGCACCUGAAGAUGCCUAAGGUGAAAAUGCCCAAGUUCAGCAUGCCUGGCUUCAGAGGAGAAGGCCCAGAAGUGGAUGUGAACCUGCCCAAAGCUGACAUUGAUGUCUCAGGACCCAAGGUGGACAUUGAUGUUCCAGAUGUCAAUAUCGAAGGUCCAGAUGCAAAACUGAAGGGCCCCAAGUUCAAGAUGCCAGAGAUGAACAUCAAAGCGCCUAAGAUUUCCAUGCCUGAUAUUGACUUUAACCUGAAAGGUCCCAAGGUAAAGGGUGAUGUGGAUGUGUGUUUGCCUAAAGUGGAAGGUGACCUCAAGGGCCCCGAAAUUGACAUCAAAGGGCCCAAAAUGGACAUUGAUGCCCCUGAUGUGGAUAUUCAUGGUCCAGACUGGCACCUGAAAAUGCCCAAGGUGAAAAUGCCGAAGUUCAGCAUGCCUGGCUUCAAAGGAGAGGGCCCAGAAGUGGAUGUGAACCUGCCAAAGGCUGACAUUGGUAUUUCUGGCCCUAAAGUGGACAUUGAUGCCCCGGAUGUGAAUAUUGAAGGUCCAGAUGCAAAAUUGAAGGGACCCAAGUUCAAGAUGCCAGAGAUGAACAUCAAAGCUCCCAAAAUCUCCAUGCCUGACCUUGACUUUAACCUGAAGGGCCCCAAAAUGAAGGGUGAUGUGGAUGUUUCUUUGCCCAAGGUGGAAGGUGACCUCAGGGGCCCUGAAAUUGACAUCAAGGGCCCCAAAUUGGACGUCGACACUCCUGAUGUCAAUAUUGAAGGCCCAGAAGGAAAAUUGAAGGGGCCCAAAUUUAAGAUGCCAGAGAUGCAUAUUAAAGCCCCCAAGAUCUCCAUGCCUGACUUUGAUUUAAAUUUGAAAGGGCCAAAAGUAAAGGGUGAUGUGGACCUUUCAUUACCUAAGGUGGAAGGUGAUCUAAAAGGGCCAGAGGUGGACAUUGAAGGUCCUGAAGGGAAACUCAAAGGUCCCAAAUUUAAGAUGCCUGAUGUCCAUUUCAAAACCCCACAAAUCUCCAUGAGCGACAUUGAUUUGAACUUGAAAGGACCUAAGAUAAAGGGAGAUUUGGAUAUUUCAAUUCCUAAAGUGGAAGGAGACCUGAAAGGCCCCAAAGUGGAUGUUAAAGGCCCUAAUCUGGGCAUAGACAUGCCUGAUAUUGACAUUCAUGGCCCAGAAGGGAAACUGAAGGGUCCCAAGUUUAAAAUGCCUGACCUGCACCUCAAGACACCCAAGAUCUCCAUGCCUGAAGUGGACCUGAAUCUGAAGGGUCCCAAGGUAAAGGGUGAUGUGGAUGUGUCUCUGCCCAAAGUGGAAGGUGACCUAAAGGCCCCUGAAGUUGACAUCAAGGGCCCCGAAGUGGACAUCGACGUCCCAGAUGUGGAUGUUCAUGGCCCAGACUGGCACCUGAAGAUGCCUAAGGUGAAAAUGCCCAAGUUCAGCAUGCCUGGCUUCAGAGGAGAAGGCCCAGAAGUGGAUGUGAACCUGCCCAAAGCUGACAUUGAUGUCUCAGGACCCAAGGUGGACAUUGAUGUUCCAGAUGUCAAUAUCGAAGGUCCAGAUGCAAAACUGAAGGGCCCCAAGUUCAAGAUGCCAGAGAUGAACAUCAAAGCGCCUAAAAUUUCCAUGCCUGAUAUUGACUUUAACCUGAAAGGUCCCAAGGUAAAAGGUGAUGUGGAUGUGUGUUUGCCUAAAGUGGAAGGUGACCUCAAGGGCCCCGAAAUUGACAUCAAAGGGCCCAAAAUGGACAUUGAUGCCCCUGAUGUGGAUAUUCAUGGUCCAGACUGGCACCUGAAAAUGCCCAAGGUGAAAAUGCCGAAGUUCAGCAUGCCUGGCUUCAAAGGAGAGGGCCCAGAAGUGGAUGUGAACCUGCCAAAGGCUGACAUUGAUAUUUCUGGCCCCAAAGUGGACAUUGAUGCCCCGGAUGUGAAUAUUGAAGGUCCUGACGCGAAAUUGAAGGGUCCCAAGUUCAAGAUGCCAGAGAUAAACAUCAAAGCUCCCAAAAUCUCCAUGCCUGAUGUUGACUUGGAUUUGAAAGGAUCCAAAGUCAAAGGAGAUUUUGAUGUGUGCAUCCCUAAGAUUGAAGGUACUUUCAAAGGCCCAGAAGGAGACCUUAAAGGUUCAGGUCUGGAUUUUGAAGGCCCAGAUGCCAGGUUCAGUGGCCCAAAUUUGAAGAUGCCAUCGCUGGAUAUAUCUGCCCCUAAAGUAACUGUUCCUGAUGUUGAUUUGCAUUUCAAGGCACCCAAAACUGGGGUUUCUGGUCCCAAGUUGGAAGGUGCUGAACUGGACCUCAAAGGGCCCAAAGUUGAUUUAGAAGCUCCAAGUUUAGAUGUGCACAUGGAGAGCCCAGAUAUUAAUAUUGAGGGGCCAGACAUUAAAAUUCCCAAGUUUAAGAAACCCAAGUUUGGUUUUGGGGCAAAAAGCCCUAAAGCUGACUUCAAGUCACCUUCCCUGGAUGUGACCGUUCCUGAGGCAGAACUGAAUGUUGAGACUCCUGAAAUUAGUGUUGGUGGCAAGGGCAAGAAGAGUAAGUUUAAAAUGCCCAAAAUUCACAUGAGUGGCCCUAAAAUGAAGGCCAAAAAACAGGGAUUUGACUUGAAUGUUCCCGGGAACGAAAUUGAUGCCAGUCUCAAGCCUCCUGAUGUAGAUGUCAACGUUGCCGGGCCAGACGCCACAUUUAAAGCUGAUGUGAAAUCCCCCAAAACCAAGAAAACUAUGUUUGGGAAAAUGUACUUUCCAGAUGUAGAAUUUGACAUUAAAUCACCUAAAUUUAAAGCUGAGGCCCCCCUCCCUAGCCCCAAAAUGGAGGGUGAAAUCCAGGCAACUGAUGUGGAUAUUUCUUCGCCUGGGAUUCAUGUGGAAGGUCCCGACAUCAAGCUGAAGGCUCCCAAGUUCAAGCUGCCAGGUAUGGAUGUCUCAGGGGGACAAACAGAGGGUGACUUGAAAGGCCCCAGGGUGCAGGCAAACUUGGACGCACCUGACAUCAACAUUGAAGGCCCAGAUGCUAAAGUCAAAGCCCCGUCGUUCGGCAUUUCUGGCCCUCAGGUCUCCAUCCCCGAUGUGAACGUUAGCUUGAAAGGACCAAAGAUAAAGGGUGAUGUCCCCAGUGUGGGACUGGAAGGACCAGACAUAGAUCUGCAAGGUCCAGAAUCAAAGAUCAAAUUCCCCAAGUUUUCAAUGCCCAAGAUCGGCGUCCCUGGUGUGAAGAUGGAAGGGGUAGGAGCUGAGGUUCAUGCCCAGCUGCCCUCUCUCGAAGGAGGCUUGAGUGCACCUGAUGUUAAGCUUGAAGGGCCGGAUGUGUCUCUGAAAGGGCCAAAAGUAGACUUGCCUUCAGUGAACCUCUCUAUGCCAAAAGCCUCUGGACCUGACCUUGACCUGAACUUGAAAGGACCAAGUUUGAAGGGAGACCUGGAUGCCUCUGUUCCUGGUGUGAGGGUGCACUCCCCAGGGCUUGACCUCAGAGGUCAAGGUGGAAAGGUGAGGAUGGAAGGAGACAGUGUGAAAGUGCCUGGGAUCGAUGCCACGCUAAACCUUGGCACCCCAGAUGUGACCCUGAAGGGACCAACCCUGCAGGGAGACCUGGCUGUCUCUGGUGACAUCAAAUGCCCUAAAGUAUCAGUAGGUGCUCCUGAUCUAAGCUUGGAGGCCCCUCAAGGUGGCAUUAAACUUCCCAAAAUGAAGCUGCCCCAGUUUGGCAUCUCGACUUCAGGGUCCGACUUGGACAUGAACGUCAAAGGGCCACAAGUGACUGGAGAACUACAGGCCCCAGGCAUCGGUGUGAACCUCGGAGGCCUGAACCUGAAAGGGCCUCAGGUCUCUGGCCCUCAAAUCUCAGCACCAGCCAUGGACUUGAACUUGGAAGGACCAAAAAUAAAAGGAAGCCUCGGGGCCACUGGUGAAAUGAAAGGCCCCACUGUUGGGGGAGGUCUUCCGGGCGUCAGUGUUCAAGGCCUCGAAGGAAACGUCCAGAUGCCUGGAGUUAAGUCCUCUGGAUGUGAUGUGGAGCUGCCAGGUGUGAGUGUGAAACUCCCAACGGGGCACAUUUCUGGUCCCGAAAUCAAAGGCGAUCUGAAAGGUUCAGGAAUAGGUUUCCACGGGGCUGCUCCCGACAUUAGCGUCAAGGGGCCUUCACUUAAUGUGGCCUCUCCUGAGUCAGAUUUCGGUGUCACCCUGAAGGGCCCGAAAAUGACAGGAGGUGUGGAUGUUUCAGGGGGUGUCAGCGCCCCAGCUGUCAGCCUGGGCGAAGGACACGUGAGUGUCAAAGGACCCCAGGCCUCCUCCGCUCUCAACUUGGAUGCACCUAAGUUUGCUGGGGGACUUCAUUUCUCCGGACCAAAGGUAGAAGGCGGUGUGAAAGGAGGCCAGGUUGGACUCCAGGGUCCUGGGCUGAGUGUGUCUGGGUCUCCAGGUCACUUGGAAAGCAGAUCUGGAAAAGUAACAUUCCCCAAGAUGAAGAUCCCCAAAUUCACCUUCUCUGGCCGUGAGCUGGUUGGCAGAGAAGUGGGGGUAGAUAUUAACUUCCCUAAAGCGGAGGCCACUGUCCAGGCCGGGGCCGGAGAUGGGGAGUGGGAAGAGUCUGACGUAAAACUGAAGAAGUCCAAAAUCAAAAUGCCCAAGUUCAAUUUUUCUAAACCUAAAGGGAAAGGUGGUGUCACGGGCUCCCCGGAAGCAUCCAUUUCAGGGUCCAAAGGCGACCUGAAGAGCUCGAAGGCCAGCCUGGGUUCUCUGGAAGGAGACGCCGAGGCCGACACGUCAUCGCCCAAAGGCAAAUUCUCCUUAUUUAAAAGUAAGAAGCCCCGGCACCGCUCAAAUUCCUUCAGCGACGAACGGGAGCUCUCAGCGCCUUCCACCCCGACGGGAACGUUGGAGUUUGAAGGUGGGGAAGUGUCACUGGAAGGUGGAAAAGUCAAAGGGAAACACGGAAAGCUGAAAUUUGGUACCUUUGGUGGAUUGGGGUCAAAGAGCAAAGGUCAUUAUGAGGUGACUGGGAGCGAUGACGAGACAGGCAAGUUACAGGGAAGUGGAGUGUCCUUGGCCUCUAAGAAGUCCCGACUGUCUUCUUCUUCCAGCAAUGACAGUGGGUCUAAGGUUGGCAUCCAGCUUCCCGAGGUGGAGCUGGUGGUUUCCAAGAAAGAGUAGCAGGCCUCUGUGUGUGUACAUAUAUGUAUAAAAAUACACCAGCCUUGGGUGUGUUUGUAUAUAAACUCCAGAGAGAAACACGCCGACAGCCUCAGCAUAAUGCAGAGAUCUGGCCUCUGCCCGUGGCAAGUGCUGAAAAAGCCAACCAGCCGCCUUAGUUCCCCCGGCCCGGAGCUUUACAGAUACAGGAACUAAGGGUUCCAAGUUCGUCCAGCCCAUGUGCAGAGCCAACAAUAUUUGCCUUGAGAUUUCAGUUUUUUGUUUUGUUUUGUUUUGUUUUGCAUUGAAUGCUGAGAGCUCCUGUUUACUAAGCAAGCUUAUGUGUUUAUUAUCCUCAUUUUUACUGAACAUUGUUAGUGUCAGGGUAAUGGAAACCCACUUUUUCAUUGUAAUGACUUCAGGGGCUUUUGUUAGUAAGGGUGGGGUGGGGUAGAAGGCAGUAGAGGGGGCCAGACCUCCAUUUCUCCUAAGAUUGGAUCUAUUCAAACAGGGAACACCCAGGGAGGGCCGAGAGGAGCCGCCAGGCAGGGCGCAUGGGUGUCUUUAGGUCUCUUUAGCAUUGCUUUUUCCCCCAGGGGUGGCGGUCCUAGCCAGUUUGGUGUUCACGGUGAGACAGAAUUAGAAUCUAUUUGCAAAUUGGCCGAUGUACCCCCAGCUCAACACGUUCUGUGCAUUGUGGGAGAAAUGUUUCCUUCGUGGCCGCCACAUUCCUGAGACUAGUUCUGAUUUCUUUUAAUAAAUGUUAUCGUGAUUAAGAAAAUUUCCCGCACUUUAAUGGCAAAUUAAUUGAGAAUGUAAGAAAAUCGAUGCUGUCAAAGGCAAAUAAAGCUGUUUAUUAACCCUGA